AUGUUCUUCCUGAUCCUCGGAUCAACAGCUUCCAUAGCCUCCGCUCUAGCUCUAUCACUACUCUUUUUCCCAUCCCACACCUCAAACCUCCUCCACGCAACCACCUCCCCAACCGCCAAACUCUCCUUCACCCCCACCCGCCUCACCCCCCUCGACACCGCCACCCUCAUUCUCCUCGUCCUCCUUAAAUACCUCCUCAAACUCAUCGGCCUCCACCCCCCCUUCCACCCGUCCAAACCAGGAAAUAGGGACAUCGCACUCCCGCCCCUGAUCCUCUCAGCACCCUUCCAAUUAAACGCUUCCGACCUCCAGAAAUUCACCAAAGCUGUCCAGAGUACCCAUCCCGACGACGCAACAAGCUCGCCGCUCCUGCUCGCCGCCGCCACAGCCCCCCUCCUCCUCGUCCUCCUCGCCCACCGCGCUAACCCCGUCCUCCCCUUCGGCGCCGUCAACACGGGCAACCGCUUCGAGUUCCGCGAACCCGCCGCCUGCCGCGCCGUGCGCGCACUCCGCGCCGCGCAAGUCACGGCGCGGGUGGGCGGGGACGAGCUCCCUGGCAGGCGGGUCAAGCGCGGGGUGGAGUUUGCUGUUGUUGUUGAAGUCACAUCACACAGCCAAAUUGUUUUCAGGCAGGUCAUUAGUAUCUUAGCGCUCCUGCCGAAAGCGGCUCUCCCGCUUCGUGAAACACCCCAGCGAUCCCUUCACCUGGAAUCCGCGACAUUAUCUUCCUCGUCCGCCCCUCCUCCCGCAUCGGAGAUGCUAGGCAAGACAUGGAUGGGCGAGUUGGAGCUGGCGUAUGGUGCGCCUACGGCGUGGGCUGCGGUGUGCAAGGACGUGAAUCCUAUACAUGUGUCGGCGCUGGCGGCGACGGUGUUUGGGUUUCCGGGGAGGGUGGCGCAUGGGAAUCUUGUUGUUGCGAGGGUUGUGGAGAUGAUGCGGGAGGAGGGGAGGGGAGGCGUCGUCUGGCAAAUGGAGAAGUCGUGGUGGAUGGAGGUGGCGUUUCGAAGACCAGUGGUGCUGCCGGUUGUGUUGGGGGUGAGGCUUCAAGGAGGUGAGGGGGAGGGGGCGUUUGAGGUGCUGAAUGGGAAGAAGGCUUGUGUGGUGGGGAGGUAUGGGGUGCUGUGAGCGGACUGCUUGGGAGUCUGUACGUUGACGGGACGCUGUCUAUGGUGGGCUGGCUAGCUAGCAGAUUAGUCAAAAUGAUAGGCGGUAAGAGGUUGUGAAAGUUCGUUGAAGGACUCCAGACAAUGGUAGAUGAGCGUACACACUUCUUUAACUCUUAAAGGCACAUAGAUGGCCUAGAGUGUCUUCAUGGGUUUUUAACAAUCCGAAAGAGAUUCAAAUUUAUCAUUUUUGGCAAGAGGUCAACUCGCUAGACCCACCCCUAAUCUAAG
This is a messenger RNA of Mytilinidion resinicola, 1394 nucleotides long. RefSeq lists its product as uncharacterized. The transcript has a single exon. NCBI's taxonomy places the organism in Eukaryota, Fungi, Ascomycota, Dothideomycetes, Mytilinidiales, Mytilinidiaceae. The coding region runs from base 1 to 1125 and encodes 374 amino acids. The record is from RefSeq and is a predicted model, not a curated record.